UGGGCAAGGCUGUCCCAAGUUGCUGUCAAGGGUGCUCAAUAUAACUCCCGUGAAUGCCAGCCCCACCUGAAAUGUUUGGAAGGGACUCGGGUGGAUCUCUUCAAAUACAUCCACCGAUUACUGGACAAAGAAGUGAAGAAUCAACUUAUAUGGCUGCAUGGCAUGGCAGGCAUUGGGAAAUCUGCUGUUGUGUUCACCAUAGCUGAGAGGAUGAAAGCAGGAACAUUCUCUUUCUUGUGCAAGCACACCAAAUGUUGCAUGGCUGGAUAUUUCUUUGUGAUGCUUGUCUACCAGCUUGCCAUCAAUUUUCCAAGCAUCCAGCAGGAUGUGAACAGAGCCAUCCACAACAAUUCCACUCUACUAGACCCAGACACACCUCUUUGCAACCAGAUGGAGGCUCUCUUUCUCCAACCU
Messenger RNA from Suillus subaureus, 414 nucleotides. RefSeq lists its product as uncharacterized. The annotation marks the transcript as partial. Lineage: Eukaryota; Fungi; Basidiomycota; Agaricomycetes; Boletales; Suillaceae. The record is from RefSeq and is a predicted model, not a curated record. The transcript has 2 exons.